Molecule: messenger RNA, 156 nt
Organism: Anthostomella pinea
Lineage: Eukaryota; Fungi; Ascomycota; Sordariomycetes; Xylariales; Xylariaceae
Source: the annotation of a GenBank genome assembly
AUGGCGCUGGUCAACACAUUCACCCUCUUCGCCCGGCUUGCUGUCGAGCUUCGCCUGAUGGUUUGGGAUUACUACGCUCUGCCUAAGGGCGCCGUGACGCACGUCUUCUCGCCUCCGGACGAAGACGAAACCAGCAAGGCGGGCCUCGUCUCCUAA